CAUUUUCCCAGUUCCCAGAAGGCACUAGUGGUAGUAAUUCCUCAUCUAUUGGUGAAUUCUACGUCAAAGUUCAAAAAAUGUUUAACCUGUAUCUCUGAUCCAAUUCUAUAUCCAAGUUCUCUAAAACAUGGCUGAGGAGAAAACUUUGAAUGGAAGCAUGAUCAUGAAUACAGAGCAGGCUACCAUACGAGCCAGCUACUCCUCAAUCGUUGAUUCCAAAAGAGAGCCAGAAAACAUUAGAAAUGAGCAAGACACAAGCAAGAGGAUUGAUAAUAGCAGAAAUUCAGUGCCAUAUUACAAACUCUUUUCAUUCGCUGACUCCGUGGAUUACGUGCUAAUGUUUGCUGGCACAGCUGGAGCUAUUGCAAAUGGGAUGUCCAUGCCACUCAUGACACUUAUUUUUGGAAGUUUAGUUAAUUCUUUUGGAGGCUAUGGUAGCAACAAAGAAGUGGUUCGUGAAGUUUCCAAGUUUGACGAAUGAUAUCAUCAAGUAGCUUUGAACUUUGUAUACUUGGCUCUAGGGACUUCUGUUGCUUCAUUUUUACAGGUGGCUUGUUGGAUGGUCACUGGCGAAAGACAGGCUGCAAGAAUAAGAAAUCUUUACUUGAAAACGAUAUUGAGACAAGAAGUUGGCUUCUUUGAUAAGGAAAUUAACAGCGGAGAAAUUGUUGAGAGGAUGUCAGGUGAUACUGUGCUUAUUCAAGAUGCAAUGGGUGAGAAGGUGGGAAAGUGCCUUCAAUUAGUAGCAACAUUGUUAGGAGGCUUCAUUAUAGCAUUUGCCAAAGGACGGCUUCUCACCCUUGUUAUGCUCUCUUCAAUUCUUGUUCUUGGAAUCUCUGGUGCAAUCAUUGGUCUAUCUAUGACGAAGCUGGCUGCCCGUGGACAAGAUGCUUAUUCAGCAGCUGCAACCGUGGUAGAGCAAACCACUAGUUCAAUUAGAACAGUUGCAUCAUUCUUAGGGGAGAAACGGGCAAUAGAUAACUACAAGAAGUCAAUAACAACGGCUUACAAAGCUGGUGUGCAAUCGGGCUUGAUAUCUGGGUUGGGUGUUGGUUUUAUUAUGCUUAUUUUGUUUGGGAGUUAUGCUUUGGCUGUAUGGUAUGGUGGCAAAAUGAUAACUGAGGAAGGAUAUACUCCUCGAGAUGUUCUUAAUAUAAUGUUUGCUGUGUUGACUGGCUCAUUCUGUCUUGGUCAGGCAUCUCCAUGUAUGAGUGCAUUUGCUGCUGGACAGGCUGCAGCAUUUAAGAUGUUUGAGACUAUAAACAGGAAGCCGGAGAUAGAUGCUUAUGACAAUAACGGGAAACAAUUGGAUGACAUUCGUGGAGACAUAGAACUAAGAGACGUUCACUUUAGUUAUCCUUCAAGACCAGAUGAACAAAGUUUUAGUGGUUUUUCUCUUUCAAUUCCUAGUGGUACUACUGCUGCUUUGGUUGGAGAGAGUGGAAGUGGAAAAUCUACAGUGAUCGGUUUGAUUGAGAGAUUCUAUGACCCUCAGGCUGGUGAAGUCCUUAUAGAUGGCAUCAAUCUCAAAGAGUUCCAGCUGAAAUGGAUCAGACAGAAAAUAAGCCUUGUGAGUCAAGAACCUGUGCUGUUUUCUUCUAGCAUUAGAGACAAUAUUGCCUACGGGAAGGAUGGUGCAACUGCUGAGCAAAUAAGGGAUGCUGUUGAGCUUGCCAAUGCUGCUAAAUUUAUAGAUAAGCUUCCCCAGGGACUAGACACAACGGUUGGUGAACAUGGAAUGCAACUAUCUGGGGGCCAGAAGCAGAGAGUUGCCAUAGCUAGAGCAAUUAUAAAAGACCCGAGAAUUCUACUAUUAGAUGAAGCCACAAGUGCACUUGAUGCAGAAUCUGAGAGAGUUGUACAAGAGGCACUGGAUAGAGUUAUGAUCAACCGAACUACUGUCAUUGUAGCCCACCGGUUAAGCACAAUAAGGAAUGCUGAUACAAUUGCUGUCAUACAUGAAGGAAAAAUUAUUGAGAAAGGACCACACUCAGAACUAGUUAAGGAUAUUGAUGGAGCAUAUAGCCAGCUUAUACAAUUGCAAGAAAUUAACAGUGUGUCAGACCAAGGUUCUUUCAUUGAUCAAGAGGGACUUAUUGUGCACUCGGAAAGGAAUUCAAGCAAGAGGUUGUCUUUAUCACGAUCUAUAAGCCGGGAAUCAUCUGGACUUGGGAACAGCAGUCGUCACUCAUUUUCAAUGUCAUUUGCCGUCCCCACUGCUAUCAAUGCCCUUGAAACACCAGCUGUAGAACCCACUACUUUGGCCUCAUCACCACCAAAAGUAGCUCAGGAAGUGUCACUUCACCGCCUAGCACUUCUUAAUAAGCCAGAGAUCCCAAUUUUACUUUUAGGCUCUAUAUUUGCAGCAUUAUCUGGGAUGGUAUUUCCAGCUUAUGGGGUAGUUCUCUCCAAAGUAGUAAAAACUUACUUUGAGCCUGUGGAUAAACUUCAAAAGGAUUCAAACCUUUGGGCGCUAACCUUUGUUGGCCUUGGUGUUGUAUCUUUACUCGUAGAUCCAUCAAAGUCAUUCCUUUUUGGUGUGGCAGGAUGUAGGCUAAUAAGACGAAUUCGAUCAAUGUGCUUUGAGAAAGUAGUUUAUAUGGAAGUAAGUUGGUUUGAUGAAGCUGAGAACUCUAGUGGAGCAAUUGGUGCAAGGCUUUCUUCUGAUACCGCUUCUGUUCGGCGUCUGGUGGGAGAUGCUCUUGCCUUACUAGUUCAGAAUAUUUCAACUGCAGUUGCUGGCUUGGUUGUUGCAUUUUCAGCAAGUUGGCAAGUGACACUCAUAAUUCUUCUUAUGCUACCUCUACAAGGACUAAAUGGAUACGCUCAAGUCAAGUUCAUGACAGGAUUUAGCGCAGAUGCAAAGAAAAUGUAUGAGGCGGCAAGUCAAGUAGCGAAUGAAGCAGCAGGGAGUAUCAGAACUGUGGCAUCUUUUUGUGCUGAAGAGAAGGUGAUGGAAUUGUACGAGAAGAAAUGUGAAGGACCUAUGAAGAAAGGGAUAAGUCAAGGUGUAAUAAGUGGGAUAGGUUUUGGGCUAUCUUUUUUCUUGCUUUACUCUGUAUAUGCAUGCAGUUUCUAUGCUGGAGCUCGACUUGUUGCAGAUGGCAAGACCCAGUUUUCCAAUGUUUUCCAAGUUUUCUUUGCGCUCACUAUGAUGGCAAUUGCAAUUUCUCAGUCAAGCUCCAUGGUUCCUGAUACAAGUAAAACAAAGAGCGCUGUUGCUUCUAUAUUUGCAAUUCUUGACAGGAAAUCGAAAAUAGACUCGAGCGAUGACUUGGGAACUACAAUUGAAAUAGUAAAGGGAGAGAUUGAAUUUCACCUUGUGAAUUUCAAGUAUCCCACUAGACCUGAUGUGCAAAUAUUCAAGGAUCUUAGCUUAGCCAUUCAUGCUGGCAAGACAGUUGCUCUUGUUGGAGAAAGUGGGAGUGGAAAAUCAACAGUGAUAUCGCUGCUGCAAAGAUUUUAUGACCCGGAUUCAGGUCACAUUACGCUGGAUGGAGUCGAGAUCAAAAAGCUGCAACUGAAGUGGUUGAGACAGCAGAUGGGACUGGUGAGCCAAGAGCCUGUGUUAUUCAAUGACGCCAUCCGAGCCAACAUUGCAUAUGGAAAGGAAGGAGGUGCAACAGAAGCUGAAAUCAUAGCAGCAGCAGAAUUGGCAAACGCACACAAGUUCAUCAGCAGUUUACAGCAGGGGUAUGAUACAGUAGUAGGAGAGAGGGGGGUCCAAUUAUCUGGUGGACAGAAGCAAAGGGUGGCCAUUGCAAGAGCCAUAGUGAAGGCACCAAAAAUACUACUCCUAGAUGAAGCUACCAGCGCUCUUGAUGCAGAAUCUGAGAGAAUUGUUCAAAACGCAUUGGACCGAGUUAUGAUGAACAGGACAACGAUUGUAGUGGCACAUCGGCUGUCAACAAUCAAGGGUGCAGAUUUAAUUGCAGUGGUGAAGAACGGAGUGAUUGCAGAGAAGGGAAAUCAUGAUACUUUAAUCAGUAUAAAGGAUGGAAUCUAUGCUUCUUUGGCGGCUUUACAUACAACUGCCUCAGCUUAGGAAAUGUUCUUUCUCCAUGGAUAAAUAUGCUGCACAAGACAAGAUUGAUCCUUCCAUUUUUUUUAAUUUUUUUUUUAACUUUUAAAUGGACAUGAUUUUCUUCUAAUUAUAUAACUUGUAAGAAAAUUAAUAAUGCAGAAGUUGAAAUAAGUUGAGAAAUGUGAUGGUCUCUACUCUCUAGGGGAUCUUGUUCAAUUAGAACUUUUGCUAAGGC
Messenger RNA from Ziziphus jujuba (common jujube), 4259 nucleotides. Its product is annotated as ABC transporter B family member 11-like. Gene Ontology annotation, molecular function: ATP hydrolysis activity; ATP binding; ABC-type transporter activity. The record is from RefSeq and is a predicted model, not a curated record. NCBI's taxonomy places the organism in Eukaryota, Viridiplantae, Streptophyta, Magnoliopsida, Rosales, Rhamnaceae. Gene Ontology annotation, biological process: transmembrane transport. Gene Ontology annotation, cellular component: membrane.